CGUUCUAGGAAUAAUGACUGUCGACCGACAGAAAAGUAUCAUGUUUGACAUAUGGUUCCAUUUAUUUUACGUUAUUCUAAUUAAGCUUAGAACAUGGAGUGUCGAAUUUUCUUAAAUACAGAUUUGUAUAAUUAUUCUUAAGGUUUAGUAAAUAAAAAGCUUGUAUGAAAAAUGAAGCUUGUGUUUAAGAAUGUUGAUAAAGAUGGAGAGGGGAGUGUGUCCCUUGUCCCAGAAAAUACAGAAGAUAUGUGGCAUGCAUAUAAUCUUAUUGCUGAAGGAGAUUUUGUCAGUUGUUCCACUAUUAGAAAGGUGCAAAUGGAAUCUGCAACUGGUAGUUCUAACAAUUAUAGAGUCAGAACUACUUUGACUAUAUGUGUUGAAGGUAUUGAUUUUGAUACACAGGCAUGUGUUUUAAGACUGAAAGGUAGAAAUGUAGAAGAAAAUAAAUAUGUUAAGAUGGGAGCAUAUCAUACACUGGAUGUAGAACAAAAUAGAAAAUUUACAAUUACCAAAGUUAAAUGGGAUUCUAUUUCUUUGGAAAGAGUUGAUACUGCGUGUGAUCCUACACAAAAUGCAGAUGUUGCUGCCGUAGUAAUGCAAGAAGGUAUAGCACAUAUUUGCUUAAUAACUUCUAAUAUGACAAUUGUUCGUGUAAAAAUAGAUCAAGUUAUCCCUAGAAAGAGAAAAGGAAAUGUUUCACAGCAUGAAAAGGGUUUAACAAGAUUUUAUGAUAACAUAAUGCAAGGAAUUUUGAGACACAUCAAUUUUGAUAUCGUGAAAUGUAUUAUUCUUGCAAGUCCUGGCUUUGUCAAAGAUCAAUUUAUGGAUUACAUGAUACAACAGGCCAUUAAAUCGGAUAAUAAAAUAGUAUUAGAAAAUAAAGGCAAAUUCUUACUUGUGCAUUCUAGUUCUGGUUUCAAACAUUCAUUGAAAGAAAUAUUAGCUGAGCCUACAGUAAUGUCGCGAAUCUCGGAUACGAAAGCAUCAAGUGAAGUGAAAACACUAGAGACAUUUUAUACAAUAUUACAAACUGAUCCUUCAAGAGCUUUUUAUGGGAAGAAGCACAUUGAGAAAGCUAAUGAAUCUCAAGCUAUUGAAACAUUACUUAUUUCAGAUAAAUUAUUUAGAUGUCAAGAUGUUAAUAUAAGAAAAGAAUAUGUCGAAUUGGUUGAAAGUGUGAGAGAUUCUGGUGGGGAUGUAAAAAUAUUUUCGAGUUUGCAUGUAUCCGGUGAACAAUUGGAUCAACUUACUGGAAUAGCAGCUAUACUACGUUUUCCUAUGCCAGAAUUAGAGGACGAAAGCGAUGGUGAAAGUGAUUCAGACGAAGAUGAUUAAGAUGUCUAAAUAAUACGCCAACGUAUAGCUUUCUAUCUGUUUGUGCUGUGCGCAAUCAAAAAUACAAUAAAAUAAGAUAUAUUAAUAACAAAA
Bombus terrestris (buff-tailed bumblebee) is the source of this 1428-nucleotide messenger RNA. RefSeq names its product protein pelota. Bases 172 to 1335 code for a protein of 387 amino acids. The record is from RefSeq and is a predicted model, not a curated record. Gene Ontology annotation, cellular component: cytoplasm. Lineage: Eukaryota; Metazoa; Arthropoda; Insecta; Hymenoptera; Apidae. The transcript is spliced from 10 exons. Gene Ontology annotation, biological process: RNA surveillance; nuclear-transcribed mRNA catabolic process, no-go decay; ribosome disassembly.